AUGUGUACUGAUAUUCUAUCUUAUCACAAUUCACGGAGAACAUCGAUAACACUUAACGAGUCACUGGGAUCGCCUGCAUUAUCCAGACAAGAUGACAUCAAACCGAAAAGUCAUCGAUGGGAAUUGAUACCUGAUGACGAAGGAAGAAUGCAUUUAAUGGACAUGAGUUCAUAUGUUCAUUCUGUUGAUCCACAUUUUGAUGCUGUUACCGACACAAUUUUCAUUCUGUUCACGCGAAGAAAUCCAACUUCUGGUCAAGUCAUCACUCCAACUUUGGCAUCUAUUCAAAGUUCAUUUUUCGAUAGAAAUCAUCCAACAAGAUUCACUGUUCACGGGUGGAAUGGAAGUCCACAAUCAAGAGUUAAUUGGCUAGUAGCUGAAGAAUAUUUCCGAUAUGGCGAUUACAACAUGAUAACAGUUGAUUGGACUGCUGGAGGGACAACAUUGAAUUACAUCACAGCAAGAAAUCGUGUACGAGCUGUUGGGGGUGUAAUUGCUAAUUUCAUUGACUUCCUUCAUGAAAAUUCUUAUCUUGAAUUUGAGAAACUUCACGUUAUGGGACAUUCUUUGGGUGGACAAAUAGCAGGUUUGACAGGAAAGCAAGUUCGUCGUGGAGUCAUCCAAGUAAUCAGCGCUUUUGACCCAGCGGGACCACUUUUUAGUCUCGACAAUCCUAAUGAACGCAUAGCCCCAACCGAUGGAGUUUACGUUGAAAGCAUUAUAACUAAUGGAGGCUUAUUGGGAUUCAUGGAACCGAUUUCUCAUGCAACUUUUUAUCCAAACUUUGGAAGAGUUCAACCUGGUUGUGAAUCUGACAUUACUGGGCAAUGUUCGCAUUCAAGAUCGACACUUUUGUAUGCUGAAUCGAUAAACUCGAUGUUCACUGGUCAAGAAUGUUCGUCGUUUGAAGAGAUCAGAGAUGGAUCUUGUAAUCCGACAGGAAGAACUGGUAGAUUGGGUGGACCACAAGGAAGCAUCGGUCAGAGGGGAAAUUUCUUUAUGGAAACAAAUGCUGUCGAACCUUUCUCAAGAGGAUAAAUGAACUUUCAAAUAAAUAAGCGUCAGCAUGCAUUUUAUUAUGAAAUAAAAGUCAAUGUGAUGACAGAAGUUACUUUUUCACUUGUCAGAAAUAAAAAACUCCCUUUCAAUAAAGAAUUUUUGAGAUCAAAUUGAUGAAUAAUUUCAAAUA
Molecule: messenger RNA, 1189 nt
Organism: Clunio marinus
Lineage: Eukaryota; Metazoa; Arthropoda; Insecta; Diptera; Chironomidae
Source: the annotation of a GenBank genome assembly